Messenger RNA from Gadus morhua (Atlantic cod), 1918 nucleotides. It is a transcript of the gene p2ry2.1, whose product is annotated as purinergic receptor P2Y2, tandem duplicate 1. Gene Ontology annotation, cellular component: plasma membrane. The record is from RefSeq and is a predicted model, not a curated record. Lineage: Eukaryota; Metazoa; Chordata; Actinopteri; Gadiformes; Gadidae. Gene Ontology annotation, molecular function: A1 adenosine receptor binding; G protein-coupled UTP receptor activity. The coding region runs from base 563 to 1603 and encodes 346 amino acids. The transcript has 6 exons. Gene Ontology annotation, biological process: G protein-coupled receptor signaling pathway.
GUUGCAUGGAAGGUGUUGUGAUAGGUUGCUGUUAUUUUUUGCUUUAUAAUCAAUGUUAGUUUUUCUUUGUGCACCAGAGGAAUCGAGUCCAUACCGGAUUCCUCUGGUAUGCCGAGAGGGACAGCAAUCAAUCAUAGAGCUUUGCUUGGAUAUUAUUCAGAUCAACAGUUGGUGCUUGCAGCUUUCGCAACUCACUGUAGGUCUACUAGCCUGGCACAUUCUUCCUCCAGCGCAGCGAAGCCAAGGUUAAGUUAUGGACCAUCCAAUCAUUAAUAUAAAAAGCUUCUGGAGCAUGUAAGAAAUUAAGAACACACUCCCUCGCCUCAAACAACCAUACAGGUAUUUGCAGAGAUCCAGUACAACACCCACGCACAGAGCUUUGUUCCAGUUGCAGAGGAGAGCAUUAUGGCUGACAGGACUGUAUACUCUUUGCUAUAAAUUCCAGAAUGUUUUGAUGUUGCAAUUAUCAACUGCUUGUCAGCCACAAGGAAUGUAAAGGACUCAAUGCAAGGGAGGAAGGGAUUCAGGCAAGCCAAAGACUGAAGGGGUCCCAGUGUCCAGGAUGAAUUUCAGCAACCAGUCUGCUGUGUUGAACGUGACCAGCCUCUACUCAUGUCGCUUCAAAGAGGACUUCAAGUACCUGCUGCUGCCCAUCAGCUACUCUUUGGUCUUCUUCUUCGGCCUCUCGCUGAACGCCAUGGCGCUAUUCAUCAUCACGUUCCGCACAAAGCGCUGGACCCCGUCCACCGUCUACAUGCUCAACCUGACCGUGUGCGACACCCUGUACAUCUUCACGCUGCCCUUCCUCAUCUACUACUACGCCGAUGCCAACGACUGGCCCUUCGGCGAGCCCAUCUGCAAAAUCAUACGCUUUCUCUUCUACGCCAACCUCUAUGGCUCCAUUCUUUUCCUGUCUGCCAUCAGUCUGCAUCGCUUCAUUGGCAUCUGCUACCCGGUCCACUCCCUCAGCUGGCUCAGCGUUAAACGCGCCAAGCUGGUGUCCGUGGGCGUGUGGGCCUGUGUGCUCUCCUGUCAGGCACCCGUUCUCUACUUCUCCAGGACCAGGAGGUACGGCAAAGGCUUAGUGUGCUUUGACACCACGGGCCCGGAGCUCUUCGAUGACUUCCUAGUCUACAGCUCCGUGAUCUCCGUGGUGAUGUUCGUCCUGCCCUUCAUGCUGGUGAUGGUGUGCUACGGCCUGAUGGUUCGCAAGUUGCUGGAGCCCAUCUGGGUAUCAGGGGAGGGCCAGCAGGGGCUCCGGGCGGCACACCGCACCAAGCAGAAGUCGGUGAAGAUGAUCAUCAUCGUGCUGAUGACGUUCAUGUUCUGCUUCCUGCCCUUCCACCUCACUAGGAGCCUGUACUACUCCUUCAGAUACCUCAGGAAUAGGCACCCGGAGCAGAUAUCCUGUAAACUGCUGGAGGCGUCCAGCAUAGCCUACAAGGUGACCAGGCCGCUGGCCAGUGCCAACAGCCUAAUCGACCCAUUCCUCUUCUUCAUGGCUGGUCAAGACUUCCGUAAAACCAUGAAGGGGAAGAAGCAGAAAAAAGCAGCAAACGGCCUUCCAGAAUGUGCAAACACAGCGUUGACAACAUCCCUGUGAUAAUUUUUUUAUUUGCUGGUUUCUUAUUUCAGUUUUUUCUUACCUGCUUUAUGUCACACAUUUGCUGUACUAAACACAGAAUGCUUCUGCGUUGGAAUCAAGAAAGCAAACUGGAUCAACUGAUAUUUUUCUAGAUUUUACCCGAUCUAAAAAGCCUCAUCCUCUAUGAAAAAGCUCUAUUACUAGAGCAGUGCUAAAACUCCUGCAUGGAUGCAAAUCACUGCCAUAAUGUUUUUAACUUUAAAAGCCAUUGAAUUUUGUAUGUGGAAAUGUUUUUAAUUCAUUACAUUGAAUCUAUUUUACUUUGAAAACAAA